AUGAAGAUCACCAAGAUCACGCUGUGUUCAGAUGUGAAUCUACACAUUGUUGAUGCCAAGCUUUUUACCACAGGAGAAGUUAAACUGAGUUUGAAUCUGAAUGGACAGCGUGAUGUAUGUGCUGGUGUGGUGGAGUUCUCUACAGCCAACGGCAUCAUUGGGGUCUGUAAUGAUAGCUCUAACAGCGUGAAACUCCAGAAUUUCACAACAGAGUGUUUUGGAGAUGUUUCCAUUGCUGUGAAUGGUAUUAACUAUGAAGUGUGCUCCAGUGAUUCGAUUGAGUCCCGUAAAAAGAUGGGGGCGGUGGUCUGUCGAGAGCUUGGCUGUGAGGAAGAACUGAAGUUCUUUGAAGGUGAUUCUCCAUGCGAGGGAAAAGUGCGCAUCAAGCAAUUUGAUGGUAACGCUGUCUGGCUGCCUGCAACAUCAGAGGAAGAGAAUAAGAAAAAAGCCAAUGACACAUGCAAAGCAAUGCAGUGUGGAACUCUGGUCUCCUUUGAACCGGAGCAAAACACCACAGAUGCCAAAGUCACAUGUUCAGAUAAACCUCCAAAAAUGAUGCUCUCAAAAAACUGCACAGGCGAGGUGCUCAUAGAUGAAGAGCAUGUUUGUGCAUCCCGGUGGGAUGAUGGGAUGUCCAACAAGUUAUGUGACAGCCUCAAUUGUGGUAAGGCACUCUACAGCUGGACCACAGAGUCCAGAGAAAAAAAUACUUGGCAUUUCAGCUGCACAGGCAUAGAGACAUCGGUGUGGCAGUGUGGCUCUAGAAAAGACAGCUGUAAGAACAUCCUCUCUGUGGCCUGCAAAGAUAGUGUUGAAUUCAGCUCCACUGAGAAGUGUGGCGGGAAGCUUGUGAUCAAGUAUCAGGGGCGAUGGGAAUAUGUCUGUGGAAAACUGACUCUGAAUGAUAACAAGAAGUUUUGUGAUGUGCUUAAGUGCAAUGAUAGCCGAGAAUUGCUGGAUGAACAGAACAUAGCAAAAGAAAUGAUGGUCAAAAUUGAUUGCCCAGAAAACCAUUACACAAUUUUUCAGUGCAUGCACCAUCUCAAUAACGAUAAAUGCAGUCAUGGACCUGCUGAAAUCAAGUGUGAAGGUUAUACUCCAAAAGGAGGUAAUUCUUCAGUGGGUCUGAUAUUGGGACUGUUAGGAGCUGUGCUGGGGUUGCUGAUGUUGUUUUUAAUGUGGAGAAAUCGGAAACGUCUACUUUUAGCCUUAAGAUAUUACAGAAGUAAAAAGGGCAAAGACGUCAACCCGGAUGUGAAUGAAAUGGAUAAGAUGGAUACAGAGGACAGAGGAAAGACAUCGUUUUUAAAUAAUGAUGACUACGAGGAUGUGGAUUCUCUCAUGGACAAGUCAGGAGAGGAGGAUGAAGAUGACAGAAAGAGGGAUUCUUCUGGGACAGAAUAUGAUGACAUUGAGGGACAAGCCAAUGGAAUCUCUCCUUCCCAAACCCACCAUGAUGAAGACCUCGACAUCCCUCUCCUUCCCAAGAGACCCGAGAACAUUCUUGAUCAGGACACCUAUGAAGUGGAGACAGAGAAACAGGACUAUGAUGAUGUCAUACCUGUCGAUGCUGCAACCAAUGAAAAUGCAGGCAUGACACGCACACAAGCUCAUGUAGAUGUAGACGUGGAUGAAGGUGCAGAUUCAGAUUUAGAUGCUGGUCUAUUUGCAAAUGCUGAUGCAGAUAUGUUGACCACAGAGGUAGAGGUUCACGCUCAAGCAGAGUAAUAAAGGAGCCAUGAGACCAAAUUGUUCUUUUAAGUUAAAAUUAAUAAGAGAUAAGAUUGCAUGUUCUUAUGACAGUAGAAUAUUUGGAAGAAAAUCUGGAUAAACCAAUGCUGUUUAAUGAUGCUAACUCUCAAGAUUUCUCUCAAGAUGUAUAAAAGAAGCGACGCAUACACAAACCUGAUUUGGAAUAACAAAAUAUUUAAUUAUUGUCACAACAGUGUAUGAACUGAAGAAAAGAGCAAAUUUUUGUACUGAUAAACCAGUCAAACUUUUUGUAAUUCUUAAGGUUUUGAUGUGUAGGUUUGAUCUGUUUGUUCCUUUUGAUCCGUUUUUUUUUUCAUGUUCAUUUGAUAAGGUAAUAUCUUUUUAAAAUUUACAAGAUCAAUGCUUUUAAAAUGUUCAAGACCAGGUAACACAAUGUUAUCACUAAC
Molecule: messenger RNA, 2159 nt
Organism: Carassius gibelio (silver crucian carp)
Lineage: Eukaryota; Metazoa; Chordata; Actinopteri; Cypriniformes; Cyprinidae
Product: antigen WC1.1-like
Exons: 11
Coding region: 1-1728 (575 amino acids)
Cellular component (GO): membrane
Source: RefSeq, a predicted model, not a curated record